AUGACAUAUGGAUUGGGAUAUCGUCUUGACGCCGGAAUCAAUUCAACGUGGCCGCGACCGACUUGUCCAGCGCCGACAUCGACGACGAGAACACCACCAAACAUGGGUUCAAAACCCCUCGGAUGGUCUCAACGUCCCAAUUACCCGGAGUCGGUCACGCCGUUCUUUGUUGCAAGCCGACCCAACUCCGCGUCCAGCAACACCAGCGCCCCAACGUAUGCGGGAGUCGUCACCACUGGCUCGGCCCUUCCAACCUUUGUCCCUCUUGCCACCAGCCGAGUCAGAUCAAGAAGCGUCGGCCCCGCCACCAAUGACAACGUCAGCGACCGUUCCGACGUACGUCACAGCGACCACGCGAGCGACUGUUCCAGCGACCGCGCCGACGCACGUCACAGCAACCACGCCAGCGACCAAGUCAGCGUCCGUCCCAGCGACCAAGUCAGCGUCCGCGCCGACGUACGUCACAGCGACCACUCCAGCGAUCAAGCCAGCGACCGUUCAAGCGUCCGAGUCGCCGCUAGCGGAUCCAAGGCCAACUACUCCUUCAACGGCGGCAAUGACAAGGCAAAUGAGCGAGUUGAACCCGUUCGGUCGAGAGAAGAGCCGCUUCGCACUCCAAUCGUCACCUCCUCCGCCAGUCCUUCGCUUACGGAACCUAGCCCGGUCUCCUACGAGAGCGACUGCGACUUUGCCACCCUCGAGCGCACCAUCAACGACGUCCUUGAAGACACCCGAAGGAGCGAUGACUCUGAAAAACUGUCGUCGGCUCCAGCGACGACAAACCUGACAACGGCCUCGCCAACACCGACGGCCUCGCCAACAACCACGCCAACGCCCCUUCAAUCGCUCUUGCCCGCGGCCACGCCAACGGCCAUGCCAACAACCUCGCCAACACCAACGGCCACGCCAACGCCAGCUUUUCGACAAUGCCCGCCCCAUUUGCUCCCGAGUCGACUUUGUCAAUCCACCCGAUUCAAGUGGCGGCGGUAUUUGUGGCAAUUUUCGCACUCUAUCAGACGCUCAAGGCGUUUUUCACGCGAAACCAGCAAUAAGCGCGUCUGGGCUCAUUCCAAAAGAGCUCUUUUACGCCAAGACUGUCCCCGCAACACCUGGGUCGACUAUUCGUCUUCACUGGCGAGUCACGUGCGCGAAAACAAGGGUAUUUUUGCUCGAAUGCCCAUUUCCAUCAACGGACAAUUUGGCCUCGCUGUACUUCCCCAAGUUUGGCCUCUUGUCGAAGCAGACGUGCUCUUCAACCAGCUUCUCGACGACAUCCUCGUCUGCUGCCAUCAAGAAAAGAUGCUGACCUUGGAGAAUGUACAUCAACGAUCGUUGCUGUCCAGCCACUUGCUCGAUUCGAUUCCGCACUCGAGCCGCUUUAGUGCUUCUAUCGCGCUGGCGGAAUUUUACUUGGCGGCGUGCGAUUGCAAGUUCAUUCCGAGGUCUUAUUGGACAGGGCGAGAGGAAAAUGGCGAUAUGAGAGCCGUCAGCUACCUUGGGCGAAAUAUCUGCUCUUCAACCAACUCGCCGCUCACCAACGAUUCGACGGCAGCACCAGAGGAUAGCGAGUACUUGGUCGGUCUCGACGUUACAAGCGAGCUUGUAUCGAUUAUGCAAAGUAUUUGCAUGGCAAGUUACUCGGAAAUCAAGUCGCGCCAAUCGUUUUCCUCCACGGUGCAUGAAAUCGACUGGACGACUCUUCACCGCAGUGACACAUUUGCCCAUCUGGUGACGGUUGCCAACGUUGUCGAUUACGCUUACAAGGACUUGUCGCUGCCGAUCAACAACCACCUCGGCCGAAAAUACCAGGAUUUGGCGACUCCCCGCGUCUUUGGAACCUUUCUCCAAGUCGAAUUUCCCAAGCUCGCCAAAGAUCUUGUGCUGCUCAAGGGCUACUCGCUGCUGCAAAACUCGGAAAACGUCGCCCUCUCAAUGCUCUGCAUCAUUCGCCAAUUCUUGGCAAAAUUUGUGGAGAGCGAAGAGCAGCGACUCACCAAAGUGCUCUCAUUCACGGCGCUAGAAAAAGAGCUCGUCUUUCAGCCGCUGGAGAAUCUCACGCCCGAGCAGCAGCAAUCUCGACAAGUCCUCCUCCGCACCCACAAAACUCUGCGCGGCACGUGCAUCGCAAAUCACAGGCACACAAUGUUGGUGCUGCUGGAUCGACUCGCCAACUUCUAUCUCGUCUUUGCGCUGCAAGAAGAUCCGCUGCUUCGCCUAGAAUCCGUCCUCAAGCACGAGCACGUCGUCAAUCAGGCCCUCAUCACAAAAGGCGGUCGCAAUUUCGAUCCCUUUUGCAGACGCUGGGCAUGGAUGCUGCCAACUUUCCGCUUUAUAGCGAGAAAAAGAAGCUCGACGGCACAGCGUUCGACAUCAAGCCACCAAGUCCGCUCAAGCGACGAUUCGACCCAAGUCGCCUAG
Oikopleura dioica is the source of this 2418-nucleotide messenger RNA. The record is from the annotation of a GenBank genome assembly. Lineage: Eukaryota; Metazoa; Chordata; Appendicularia; Copelata; Oikopleuridae.